Molecule: messenger RNA, 1418 nt
Organism: Arachis duranensis
Lineage: Eukaryota; Viridiplantae; Streptophyta; Magnoliopsida; Fabales; Fabaceae
Product: transcription initiation factor TFIID subunit 2-like
Exons: 1
Coding region: 2-1279 (425 amino acids)
Source: RefSeq, a predicted model, not a curated record
AAUGGGUCUCACAGAUGCUUUUAACUAUCAGAGGAACAUAUUUGUUCUUGAUCCAGAUAGUAAACCUUUGGAAGUGCCAAGCUCUACCCAAAAUCCAGCACAAGAUUUGGCCGUGAGUGAGGGUUUGAAGGAUGCGAUUGAUGAAGUUGCCAAGAAUGUACUUCAUGAAGCUGGCAAAGAAGUGCAUGACGAAGCUGUGAAGGAAACUCCACCAAUGCAAUCUCCAAAACAACUGCAAACAGAAAUUCCCCUGGCUCCUCCAUUGGAAACUCAAAAUGCAGAAUGCCCCCAGGAACCACUAACAGAGGCUCAUAAUACAGAGUUCCACAGGGAACCCCCAACAGAAGCUCGAAAUAGUGAAUUUCACCAGGAGCCACCAAUAGAAACUCGGAUUGAAGUUUCCAAAGAAGCUGAUACUAUAUCCAAUAGCCAUGAACGGAAGACGAAGAUUAAAAUCAAGGUUAAACAAUCUUCUGCAGCCAGUCGAGCUGAUACUGAUAAUCAAAUAGCGGAACGAUCUUUAGGCGCCGGUCGUAAUGAUAUUGAUCAUGGGCCUACAAGUUCGGUUUCAGUGGAUGCACCCCCGAGGAAUUGUGCAGAGACUAUAAGCACUGGUCAUCACAAUAUUGAGGAAGUUAAUUCCUGGCACGACCGUGGUUCACGCAUGACUGCUAGCAUAGGUAGUGCAAAAAUUGUGAGUGACGGCGAUGAAUUAGUCAAAGAAUUACAAUGCACCGCCGACUCAAGUGUGGUUUAUUCGCACCCUUUGCCAGAGGAUCCAUCAUCAUCUAGCAUUAUCCAGGACAACAACAUAGACGCUGAUGCACGGCGAUAUGCAAGCCUCCAGACUCUCUCAAUCGCACGGCGUGACCCUGAUGAAGACUCAUUGAGAAAAGAAGCUUCGGGCCGUGGGAAAGAAAAGCACAAAAGCAAAGAAAAGAAACGGAAGCGGGAGGAUCAUAAGGAUCACAAGGGACGGCACCAUGAUGACCCAGAAUAUCUAGAGCGAAAAAGGUUGAAGAAAGAGAAGAAACGCAAGGAAAAAGAAUUGGCAAAACUGCGGAGUGAAGAAGCAAAAAGAUCCUCUCUGGAAAAUUCAAGUAAGAAAGAAGAACCUCCUCAGCCGAAACCUGUUGUACCCAGUGGAUAUAAUAAUAAUAAUUCUAGGAUAGCAGAGGUCAGAAGGGUUGAAUCCAAACCCGAGACAUCAGAAGGUAUAUCAUCUGGUGCUCCAAAACUUCGAAUUAAAUAUAAAAACCAAAUGCUUGGUAAGUCUUAAGAGAAUUACAUUUGUAGAAUGAAUAUUUUUGUUUUUUGUUUUAUUUUAUUUUGUUUUUUCAUGUGUAAUUAUCCCGGCGGACUAGUAGACAUUUUAGGCACUUACCAUUAUUGAUUCAAUGAGCUUUAAUUGUUUGUUC